Molecule: messenger RNA, 3904 nt
Organism: Oryza brachyantha (malo sina)
Lineage: Eukaryota; Viridiplantae; Streptophyta; Magnoliopsida; Poales; Poaceae
Product: RNA polymerase II C-terminal domain phosphatase-like 1
Exons: 17
Coding region: 443-3256 (937 amino acids)
Molecular function (GO): RNA polymerase II CTD heptapeptide repeat phosphatase activity
Source: RefSeq, a predicted model, not a curated record
CCGCCCCCAAUCCGAUCAGACGCCUAGCUUAGGGUUUCAGGGAUUCUUCCCACCUCUCCCUCGCCCCCUUCCUCCCGCACGCCGUCGCCAUUGACGCGGCGGGCGCACGAACUCUCCCCCAGAUCUGACCAAUCCACCCUGCGAAACCCUCGCCUGACGCACACCGAAUCUCGCCUGGAACGGCGAAGAGUUCGAACACAAUCUGAAUCGCUGUCGUCACUAAGACCAGACACAUGCUACACCUGAUUUCUCCACCCUGAUUGUUUCUAGAUUUUUUUUCUUGUUUCGGACGCUUCAUAAGAACAGAUCUGCGAGCAAGUUCGCAGAUCUAUCUAUCUGUGUGAGGACCAGACCCGACCCCUUGUUUUUUUGGACGAUCCGAACGAACUUUGACCUAAGGAUUCGUUUGAGAUCUGUUUGCUGUUCUGUUGGUUUCGAGAGAAUGAUCAAGUCGAUGGUAUAUUUCGGGAACACUUCCAUCGGCGAGGUGGAGGUGUGGCCCAGCGGCGAGACGAGCCUGGCCGCGGCGGCGUGGGCGCGAGAGAUCCGCGUUGACCGCCUUUCCCCGCCCAGCGAGCGGUGCCAGCCGCUCGCCGUGAUGCAUACCGUGGCCAUCGGUGCUCGCUGCCUCGUCAUGGAGUCCAGACCGCCCAAGGCAGCCGAUGAGCCACCCCAGCCUCUCGUCGCCAUGCAUGCUGCUUGCCUCAAGGAAAACAAGACUGCAGUUGUUCCACUAGGAGACGAAGAAUUGCAUUUAGUGGCUAUGACAUCCAGGAGAAACCUGACAAAUCAUGCAUGUUUCUGGGGGUAUAAAGUGCCAUUUGGUCUGUACAAUUCUUGCUUGACCAUGUUAAAUCUUCGGUGCCUUGGGAUCGUGUUUGACCUUGACGAGACAUUGAUUGUCGCCAAUACUACACGGUCUUUUGAGGACAGAAUUGAUGCACUUCAGAGAAAGCUGAGCAAUGAGACUGAUCCACAGCGCAUAAAUGGUAUGAUAGCAGAGAUCAAGAGGUACCAAGAUGACAAGUCUAUCCUAAAGCAGUACAUUGAAGGUGAUCAGGUCUAUGAUGAUGGAAAAGUGUAUAAAGUGCAACCUGAAGUAGUUCCGCCAUUGUCUGAUAAUCAUCAACCAAUGACACGUCCAGUAAUAAGAUUACAAGAGAAGAAUAUUAUCUUGACAAGAAUAAACCCUUUGAUAAGGGACACCAGUGUUCUUGUACGGUUAAGGCCAGCAUGGGAGGAUCUUCGGAGCUACUUGAUUGCUAGAAGUCGCAAGCGUUUUGAGGUCUACGUGUGUACAAUGGCUGAGAGAGACUAUGCCUUAGAAAUGUGGAGGUUGCUUGAUCCAGACUCAAGAUUGAUCAACUCUGUUCAACUCAAUGACAGAAUGGUGUGUGUAAAAUCCGGUUUAAGAAAAUCCUUAUUGAAUGUUUUCCAUGAUGGAUCCUGCCAUCCUGGAAUGGCACUAGUAAUUGAUGAUCGACUUAAAGUUUGGGAUGAGAAGGAUCAAUGUAGAGUUCAUGUGGUUCCUGCAUUUACUCCUUAUUAUGCACCUCAAGCAGAGGCAAACUGUUCUAUCCCAGUUCUCUGUGUUGCCAGGAAUGUCGCAUGCAAUGUUAGAGGGGGCUUCUUUAAGGACUUUGAUGAUGGUCUUUUACCAAGAAUUAGCAAUGUUUCUUAUGAGGAUGAGAUCAAUGAAAUCCCAGCUGCUCCAGAUGUUGGCAAUUAUUUGAUUUCGGAGGAUGAGACUGUUGCCACAGUGAAUGGGAACAGGGAUUCAUUGGCUUUUGAUGGUAUGGCUGAUGCUGAGGUUGAGAGGAGAAUGAAGGAAGCCUCUGGAAAUGCUCAAGCUUUCAAUUCAACAGGAGCUAACUUUGUGAUGCCAGUACUCCCUGGUCAAAAUUUUGUUUCAUCUUCAGUACCACCGGUAGCCCCACCCAUUGGCAUAGUACCUUUGAGUAAUAAUCAGGCUCCACCUCCAUUCACCCAACCAGUUGCUCAACAGAGUCUCUCAGAUCCAUUGCAAGGCUCUCCAGCUAGGGAAGAGGGUGAAGUUCCUGAAUCUGAGUUAGAUCCUGACACGAGGAGAAGACUUCUCAUAUUGCAACAUGGUCAAGACACCAGAGACCCUACACCUCCUCUUCCAGCAAUACCUCCAGUUCAAGUCCCAGUUCCCCCAGUCCAACCUCAUGGAAAUUGGUUUCCUGCAGAGGAUGGCAUAAAUCAAAAUAAUCUAAACAGGGGUUCUGCUGGAUUCCCUAUAGAAUCCGAAACUAUGCACUAUGAUAAAAAACAACCACCGCACCCAUUCUUUCAUGGUGGGGAAAAUCCUAUAUCCUCUGAUAGAUUUAGUUAUCAGAACCAGAGGCUUCCCUCUCAGCUGCCACAUACUGAGGAUCAUCGCAUUCUUCAGAACCAUGCACCGCCAAGAUACAGAUCCUUUCCUGGUGAGGAGCCAGCAACUCGGCAUGUUUCUUCAAACCAGAGACAGAUAGUACCAGGACAACAAUUUGCCCGGCAUGCAGGGAGCUCUGCUGGCAUACUAGAGGAAAUUGCGGUGAAGUGUGGGUCUAAGGUGGAGUACAGGUCAGCACAAUGUGAUACUGCAGAUCUACUGUUCUCAAUCGAGGUUUGGAUUGUUGGAGAAAAAGUUGGUGAAGGCAUUGGCAGGACAAGGAAAGAAGCGUUGUGUCAAGCUGCAGACAUUUCAUUAAGAAAUUUAGCUAAUAAAUAUUUAUCAUCUGAUCCAAAUAAGACGACUGAUAUGAAAGAAAAUGGUUUUGGUAGCAAUACAAACAUUUUUGGAUACCCUGCAAGUACUAGAGAUGAUGUGCUGCCAAUUGCAAGUACUUCAGAAGAAACUCGCUUUGUGAAGAUGGGGGAGAACAAUUCAAGAAAAGCAGGAGGUUCUAUUGCUGCUCUAAAGGAACUUUGCACGGCUGAGGGAUAUAACUUAGUUUUUCAAGCUCGAACAUCCGAUAGCUCAGCUGGCAAAGAAACUUAUGCCGAGGUAGAAGUUUGUGGGCAAAUUCUAGGCAAUGGAAUGGGAAUAACAUGGGAAGAAGCUAAGCUUCAGGCUGCUGAUGAAGCUCUUGGAAUGUUGAGAUCCAUGCUUGGUCCACUUGCUCAGAAAAGAUCUAGUUCACCAAGAUCACUGGCACCCACUUUUGACAAGCGCUUCAAGCCAGAUUUUCCACGGGCAGUGCAACGGGUUCCUUAUGGUAGAUAUUCCCGAAUUGAAGGCCAUGUUCCUUGACGGUUACAUGGAUGCAUUGGUUCUCAACUCUGGGAUCUUUUAGCUAGACGAGACCUAUCAACUUUGCAGAGAAUAAAAUCCUGCCAUCUGGUGAUCUUACGAGGCUCCUUCCGGCAUCGGUUGCUGCUGAAAACAAGAACGGUUAUGGAUGCACCAAGAAAUUGUGGUGGCGGCCAUGCCUUCGUUUUUGAUACUUGUUGGGUCUCGUCUCACGUUAUUGACAUGUUUGACCUGGAAGUGUGGCCAUCCUUGUGGAUAUCCAAACUUACUUCAGCCGUGUGCCUUCUUCAGCUUCAGCCUUCAGCUCAACUUGGGGCACUUGCUGCAAUCCGUGGUUGCAGAGGCGGCUGAGGCGCAGCGAUCGUUUGACCUUUUUUUUUUCCCUUGUUGUACAACUUUGUAGCGUAGGUUUAGAGUAGAUAGCCAAUUUUGUUGCGGUGAAAGUAGGUAUUAAGCCUACAUUAAAUCCGUGAUUAGUUCAUUAGGUCAGUGGUGACAAAAUUCAAGCUAGAUGCUUAUUAUUUGUUUCACUAUGUGUGGAGUCAUUCUUUAUUACUAUGUUAAUUUGUCAUUAUUUGUAAAGCAUUUACGUUUGUUGCUGGUGUUACCUCGCAUCACAUUGCACGAUGGACUCCUGACUACGAAGUU